AUGCUAUCAUUCAUCUUCUUCCUUACCCUACAGGUGAUUCUAUUCGCCGCCUGGGUCACCGGUUACCUAGAUCCAUACCAGAAACAGCUUCAAGAGCUCCUGCUGGACUAUAUGGGUGAGAACAAGGUCUCUUACGGACUGAAGAAAAGUCUCACUGGCAAGAAACUCACCGAGGACCAGAAUCUGAGCAAGAUUCAAGAUCAGCUUGGAAGCCAACUAGGUGGUGUGUUUGGGAAAGGGGGACUCGGAGAGGGACUUGGGUCUGUUCUGAGUAAAGGCCUUUGA
Messenger RNA from Penicillium bovifimosum, 285 nucleotides. RefSeq lists its product as uncharacterized. The record is from RefSeq and is a predicted model, not a curated record. Lineage: Eukaryota; Fungi; Ascomycota; Eurotiomycetes; Eurotiales; Aspergillaceae. The transcript is spliced from 2 exons. Bases 1 to 285 code for a protein of 94 amino acids.